Messenger RNA from Daldinia childiae, 996 nucleotides. RefSeq lists its product as uncharacterized. Gene Ontology annotation, molecular function: nucleic acid binding. Bases 1 to 996 code for a protein of 331 amino acids. The record is from RefSeq and is a predicted model, not a curated record. Gene Ontology annotation, cellular component: kinetochore. The transcript has a single exon. NCBI's taxonomy places the organism in Eukaryota, Fungi, Ascomycota, Sordariomycetes, Xylariales, Hypoxylaceae.
AUGGCAUCACCAAACAAUAAUGCUCCCGGGGGAGAGGAGGAAGAUGAUGACUACAUGAACAUGACCUUCGGCGAGGAAGAGCCCAAAGUCACAGAAACAUCUCUCCAGCGGCGACAACGGCUCAAGCGCGAGGGUGAGAUCAAGGGGCGCGUCAAGUCAAAGGCCGAGCAGGCCGCAGCAGAACGCGAGGAGCGUGAGAAAGCGUUAAAUGAGUCAUUACUGGACAGUGCCCGGGCAAAGAAGAGCAAGGGCUUUGCUAUGAUGGCGAAAAUGGGAUUUAAGCCUGGCGUCGCACUCGGCAGCGCGGACAGCGCCGAACACGCGCGUCUGGAGCCUAUACGUCCCCAGAUGAAGGAAGACCGAGGCGGUAUUGGCCUCGACUCGGAUCGCAAGCGCGCGCUUAACGAAGCAGCAGUCCAUAGCGAGAAGAGGCAGAAGGUCGAUGAGACGGAGUUCCGAGACCGCGUGCGUAGGGAGCGCGAGCAGGCGAGGCUAGAGCGGCAAGUUUAUGCCGCGAUGAAGGUGUGCGAGCGCAUGGACGAGGAAGAGCAAGGAGGCACGAAAGCGGACGGUGAAGAAGCAGAAGAGACAACGGCAAAGAUGCGAAAGAAGAGGACAAUAUCUACGCGACCCCUAAAAUCCAUCCCGGUAGUCUGGCGCGGCCUAAUCCGAAACCAGGAGGAAGCAGAGCGGGAUCGGCGAAUGCGGCACGACCUAGAGCAGAGCUCAACACGGCUUCCGACUUUCGUGGAAGACUUAGAAGAUGACGAUAAGACGGCGUUAGGAAAGACAGCUACGGCGUAUGUCCAAGUUGAGGAUCUCGAGGAGGAAGAUCCGGAGCUGGAUGAGUUCAAUGCGCUCGAGGUUGAGGAGAGGUUAAAGAGGCUGGUAGAGUAUCUUAGGAAGCAGUAUAAUUACUGCUUCUGGUGUAAAUGCGGCUAUCCGGACGAGACGAUGGAAGGGUGUCCCGGGUUGACGGAGGAGGAUCAUGAUUGA